CCGUCUCGCUCAGCCUGGCCUCGAGCUCGCAAUCGUCCUGCCCCAGUCCCAAGUGCUGAAAUUACAGACUUGAGCCACACAUUCCCUAGAGGUGUCCAUGUGUUUACACAACAGAGAAACUUCAUCCACCCUCCAGCUCACUCACCUGUCAGCUCACACAGGCUUCCUAGGGCGUCGGCUUCUACUCCAGAUGUCCUUCAUAGGCCCAUCCCAUGGCCCUCGUGUCUGCUGAUUCCCGAAUUGCAGAGCUUCUCACAGAGCUCCAUCAGCUGAUCAAGCAAACCCAGGAGGAACGUUCGAGGAGUGAGCACAACUUGGUGAACAUCCAGAAAACUCACGAGCGAAUGCAGACUGAGAACAAGAUUUCUCCUUAUUACCGGACAAAGCUGCGUGGCCUCUACACAACCGCCAAGGCUGAUGCAGAGGCUGAGUGCAACAUCCUCCGAAAAGCGCUGGAUAAGAUAGCUGAGAUCAAGUCUCUGUUGGAAGAGAGGCGGAUAGCGGCCAAGAUCGCAGGUCUCUACAAUGACUCGGAGCCCCCACGGAAGACCAUGCGCAGAGGGGUGCUGAUGACACUGCUGCAGCAGUCAGCCAUGACCCUGCCCCUCUGGAUCGGGAAGCCUGGUGACAAGCCCCCACCCCUCUGUGGAGCCAUCCCAGCCUCAGGGGACUAUGUGGCCAAACCUGGAGACAAGGUGGCUGCUAGAGUGAAGGCUGUGGAUGGGGAUGAGCAGUGGAUCCUAGCUGAAGUAGUCAGUUACAGCCAUGCUACCAACAAGUAUGAGGUAGACGACAUUGAUGAAGAAGGCAAAGAGAGACACACCCUGAGUCGGCGGCGCAUCAUCCCACUGCCCCAGUGGAAAGCUAACCCUGAGACAGACCCCGAGGCCUUGUUUCAGAAGGAGCAGCUGGUGCUGGCCCUGUAUCCCCAGACCACCUGCUUCUACCGUGCCCUGAUCCACACCCCCCCACAGCGGCCUCAGGAUGACUACUCAGUCCUGUUUGAAGACACCUCCUAUGCAGAUGGCUACUCCCCUCCUCUCAAUGUGGCCCAGAGGUACGUGGUGGCUUGUAAGGAGCCCAAGAAAAAGUGAAGCUGGCUGGCAGGCUUGAGUCUGCCACUGCCGACCUCAUGGGAGAAGGCAACAAAGGAGUCCCUGUAAUCAAAUAAAUACUCUUCCCUCUCA
Molecule: messenger RNA, 1187 nt
Organism: Mesocricetus auratus (golden hamster)
Lineage: Eukaryota; Metazoa; Chordata; Mammalia; Rodentia; Cricetidae
Gene: Sgf29
Product: SAGA complex associated factor 29
Exons: 10
Coding region: 213-1094 (293 amino acids)
Cellular component (GO): SAGA complex
Source: RefSeq, a predicted model, not a curated record